ACAUGGCCGGGCGUCCGGGGGGCUCCGUCCCCUUCCAGGAUUCAGAGCAUUCCUCACUCCAGAAUAAUGACCAACCCUCUUUGGCCACCCCCUCCAGUCAGUCCAGCAUACAGGAUGAACAACGGACUGAUUCAUUCCAAGGAGAGGCAGCCCAAUCCGAUGUCUGGAAUGAUGGCAGUAUGCCAGGGCCUAGUCAAAAUGUUGAAGCUGAGUCAAUUGAAGAUAUUGUGGAUAUGGAUGAAGACACAGGUUUCUACCCCUCAGAACCAAUGCUCUGCAGUGAAUCAGAGGAAGGGCAAGUGCCCCAUUCAUUAGAGACCCUGUAUCAGUCAGCUGACUGUUCUAGUCCCAGUGAUGCCUUGAUAGUAUGCAUUCAUCUUCUCAUGUUGGAGUCGGGUUACAUACCUCAGGGGACUGAAACCAAAGCUAUUUCCAUGCCAGAGAACUGGAAAUCGGGAGGAGUGUAUAAGCUGCAGUACACGCAUCCUCUCUGCGAGGGCGGCUUUGCUGCUCUCACCUGUGUGCCUUUGGGAACCCUAGUCGUCAUAAAUGCUACACUAAAAAUCAACAGUGAGAUUAGAAGUGUGAAAAGAUUGCAGCUGCUGCCAGAAUCUUUUAUUUGCAAAGAGGAACUAGGGAAAAAUGUAGCCAACAUCUACAAAGAUCUUCAGAAACUCUCUCGCCUGUUCAAAGACCAGCUGGUGUAUCCUCUUCUGGCUUUUACCCGACAAGCACUGAACCUCCCAGAUGUAUUUGGGUUGGUAGUCCUUCCAUUGGAGCUGAAACUACGGAUCUUCCGACUUUUGGACGUUCGUUCUGUCCUGUCUUUGUCUGCAGUUUGUCGUGACCUCUUUAUCGCGUCAAAUGACCAACUUCUGUGGAGGUGUUUAUAUCUGCGGGACUUUCGAGAUGGUACUGUUAGAGUUCGAGACACAGAUUGGAAAGAAUUGUACAAGAAGAAGCACAAACAAAGAAAAGAAGCGCAGAGAAUUCGGCAUAUGAUGUUCCUGCCACCGUCGUCACCCCACCCCAACCCAUUCUACCCCAAUCCCUUCCACCCCAGGCCUUUCCCUCCCAGCUCGCUCCUUCCUCCAGGAAUUAUUGGUGGUGAAUUUGAUGAAAGACUAACACUUCCCUAUGUUGGGAACCCAAUCAAUUCACUCAUCCCUGGGCCUGGGGCGGCACCCGGCCAGUUCCCUCCACUCAGACCACGUUUUGACCCAAUUGGCCCACUUCCAGGACCUAACCCCAUCCUGCCAGGGCGAGGUGGCCCCAACGACAGAUUUCCCUUCAGACCCAACAGGGGUCGGCCAACUGAUAGCCGGCUACCGUUCAUGUGAUUGAUUCGCAGCCCCACUCUGGAGCUUGUUUGGUUUUGUUUCUUAAAACUACAGCUGUCAUCUUGUCGGGUUGCUGACCUCUAGUGUUUUCUGAUUGCGGCGGUGAGGAAUGUACUCACACAAGCCUUUCAGUAGAUGUAUUUAAAGCUCCAGGGGUGGCGAGGCCCAAAGGUUACUUCAUGACAAGGUUGGCCUUGGGAAUAGUUGGCUACUGACUUCCCUCUAGAAUGAAGGUUGUUCACCGAUAAUGUUCUGUACCAGAUUUUUAAAAAUUAAGUAUAAAUUA
Messenger RNA from Myotis brandtii (Brandt's bat), 1626 nucleotides. It is a transcript of the gene FBXO7, whose product is annotated as F-box protein 7. Gene Ontology annotation, molecular function: protein kinase binding. The record is from RefSeq and is a predicted model, not a curated record. NCBI's taxonomy places the organism in Eukaryota, Metazoa, Chordata, Mammalia, Chiroptera, Vespertilionidae. The transcript has 9 exons. Gene Ontology annotation, biological process: autophagy of mitochondrion; positive regulation of autophagy of mitochondrion. Bases 3 to 1340 code for a protein of 445 amino acids.